AUGGGGGGAAAGGGGGUCGUGCUGGUGGAGGAGGAGGAGGAGGAGGAGGAGGAAGAGGAGGGAGAAAGGAGGAGGAGGAGCCGGAACAGGAAAAGAGCGACGGAGUUCGACCAGCGGCCCGCAGAGCCCACCGCAGCUCCGGCCCCCGCAGCAUUGCCGGUGACCAGGGAGAGGGAGCUCACCCCAAGUCUGUCCGGGGGUCCCCGAGAGGAAUUCCCAGUGCCAGACUUUGGCUGGGUAGAGGAGAAGGCUGUGAGGAAGAGGAGGAUGCCCCAGGACCCCCAGGCAGACAAGGAGGCCAGGGAGGACAAAUCCCCUCAGCAGAACCUCGUGGAAGAGGCUGUUUUGAGCGGCUCCAUUGCACAGGAAUGCAACGGGGAGGAAAAGGCGCGGAGAUCCCGCCCGAGGAGGGGCUCCAAACCCAUGCCAGGGUGCUCCAAGGAGGAAGGACCCACCUUGUGCCAGGAAGGCAGCCAGAGAUGUGGCCAGAGCUCUGAGCUGGUGGUGCAUGAACAGCUUCACAAUGGCAAGAAGCUGCACCAGUGCUCGGAAUGUGGGAAGAGUUUCUGUGCAAAGUCCAGCCUGGUCCGGCACCAGAAGAUCCACACUGGGGAACGGCGCUGUGAGUGUGGGGAGUGUGGGAAGCGCUUCAGAGACACCUCUCACCUGAUGAUCCACCUGAGAGUCCACACUGGGGAACGGCCCUAUGAGUGUGGGGAGUGUGGGAAGAGCUUUGCUGACAGGUCCAGCCUGAUCUCCCACAAGAGGAUCCACACUGGGGAACGGCCCUAUGAGUGUGGGGAGUGUGGGAAGAACUUCACUACCAGCGCUAGCCUGAUCAUACACCAGAAGAUCCACACUGGAGAACGGCGCUGUGAGUGUGGGGAGUGUGGGAAGCGCUUCAGAGACACCUCUGGCCUGUUGAUCCACCUGAGAGUCCACACUGGGGAACGGCCCUAUGAGUGUGGGGAGUGUGGGAAGAGCUUCACUGUCAGCUCCAGCCUGAUUAUCCACCAAAGGAUCCACACUGGGGAACGGCCCUAUAAAUGUGGAGAAUGUGGGAAAGGCUUCAGAAAGAGCUUUCACCUGAAACGCCACCAGAUGCUCUGCACUGGAAUCUGACCCUGUGUGUGUGGGCAGUGCAGGAAGAGCUUCUGUGACAGCUCUGGCCUGAUCAUGCAGCAGACAGUGCACACUGGGGAAUGCCCCUACACAUGCUCAGAAUGUGGGAAGAGCUUCAUCCAGCACUCCAAGCUGCUUGUCCACCGGCAGAUGCACAGCGGAGAGAGGCCCUAACAGUGUCCUGAGUGUGGGAAUACCUUGUCCCAGAGGUGUGGCAUGACCCAAGCGCAUUGGAGGCAGCAGGAAGGGAAGCCCUGCAAGUGCCCUGCGUGCGGGAAGAGCUUUGUGCGCUGCUCCAACUCCAUCCCCCGUUGGAGGAGCCCAUUGGAUGAUCCCCAGUGAGCCGUGUUGGGCAGAGCCUUGGGGAUCCACGGUCCUGGUGAUCCAUGGUGGGAAGACAGCUGGCUGGUGGUCUCCACAUCUUCCUGGGCCCCUGGGGGCACCUGGGCGCAGCAGGACAAAAUUCUCUUGGGAUGCAGACCUGCGUCAGGAAUUCAUUAGGGAUAGUGAAUUUUUUUUACUUUUGACCUGAAGAAAUCCCACCUUUUGCAUCCUAUUUUUUCUUCUCUAAGCAUCAAAGAAAACUGGGAUGUCUUAAGAGUCUUUUCCAACCUAAAUCAUUCCAUGAUUCUAAUUCUUUCUGACCCUUCCACAGGCAUGGUUACAGACUGGGGCAAAAACCCAAGAUUUUGGAGACAAUGGAGUGGAAACUCCUCUAAAAAGGGUUCUUUCCCGCCACCCAAGCACAUGGAUACUCAGCCAGCAUGGACACAUAAAUCCUUUUAUUUUGGCCUUGAUUUUCUUUCGUUGUUUAUUGUUCUUCAUCCUUUCACCCAACACUGGGGUAAAAAUAAAAGCUUUUAUCUAAGA
This is a messenger RNA of Prinia subflava (tawny-flanked prinia), 1992 nucleotides long. Its product is annotated as zinc finger protein 239-like. The record is from RefSeq and is a predicted model, not a curated record. The coding region runs from base 1 to 1122 and encodes 373 amino acids. The transcript is spliced from 3 exons. Lineage: Eukaryota; Metazoa; Chordata; Aves; Passeriformes; Cisticolidae.